Messenger RNA from Cetraspora pellucida, 591 nucleotides. The record is from the annotation of a GenBank genome assembly. NCBI's taxonomy places the organism in Eukaryota, Fungi, Glomeromycota, Glomeromycetes, Diversisporales, Gigasporaceae.
AGAAAAUUCGUUGAUGUAAAACUUUCGGACAAUCGCCGUCAAAAUUAUAGUUCUUUCAUAAAAACAGGAAAAUCAAAUAAUUCUUAUGUUAAGAAUAAGGAAAACCUUAUAAUUCUUGUCGUUGGUUCUGGCGGUCGUGUGCAUGCCAUCGCCUGGAAAUUGUCUCAAUCAACUAAAGUUGAACAUAUAUUCGUAGUCCCAGUUGGGAUUCAUUGUUUUGGCCCAUCUCCAAAAGCUGUUAUCAUGAAAGGUUCCAAACCAUUUUCCAAAAAUUUCAUGAAAAAGCAUAAUAUUCCUACUGCCGAUUAUGAGGCCAAAGAUUUUUUAAAAUUGGUUACUUAUAAUGUAGUAAUAAAGGCUUCAGGUCUAGCUAGAGACAAAGGCGUCCUAAUCCAUACUAGUAAACAAGAAGCUUUAGAUGCAUUGAAAAUAAUAAUGGUUGAUAAAGUAUUUGGAUCUGCUGGCAACGAAGUUGUUAUUGAAGAAUUUCUUGAAGGUCAAGGAUCGAAUGUCUUGACUUUUUCGAAUGGUUACACUCUUGUGUCUCUUCCUCUUGCUAAAGAUCACAAGCGCAUGUUUGAUGGUGAUCAG